CUCUAGCGGGCGACUAACCUCCACCGGAGUAAACAGAUUGAGGUCUUAACAAACAAAACCUCCACUGCCGGAGUAAAUCCGGUACAGAAUAGUGAGUUGGCUCCUCGACUAAAGUCACCAACUCCCUACCUUCAAUCAAGGAUGCUCUAUCAACCUAGGCAGAUAUUCUCAUUCUAGGUCAAAGCAGAAACAACAGGAAUUUAAUCAGGAUUCAAGUCAUUCAAUCAUUCAAACCUCAAUCGAAUAUAAUCGAAUCAUAGAAUCAGUACUUGGGUUCAUACAGUCAAACCUAACAUACAAAUCUAGGGUUCUCCAUACCCAGAUGAAUGGGAGAACUACUCCAUGGAGAAAGAAGCAAAAGCAGAAUCAGACGCGGAAUUCAUACUGUGAAGGAUGAAUUCCUGCUCCUGGACGUUGAUCGGCACUUCUCCAAGCUCAAACUGGCCUCCAAUGGUGUUGAAGAUCAAGCUAGGGCGCUUGGAGACUCUUGUUCGUCACUUUCUCUCUCUAGGAAUCGCUGUGUCUCUCUAAAACUCGAAGCCCCUUCUCUUUGGCUGAAAAUCUGCUUAAAAGGGCAUCAGUGGCCAAAGCACGGUCGAGGGCACGGCCGUGUAAUGCCUCAGCCCACCCGUGCUUUGGCUAGUGUUAAUUACACUAGGAGAAACACGGCCGUGCUUUUGGGAGGACACGGCCGUGCUUUGGUGAAGCACGCCCGUGUUCUAUCUCAGCCCUGCCCGUGUUUUGGCCAAUGUUUGCCAAACUCGAAUUAGCUCUCGGCAGUAAAAGCACGAUCUCAGAACACGACCGUGUUCUGGUUUAGGUGUGCCCAUGUUUUGGCUCAGCUUCACCGAAAUGACUUUCGAAUGCCCCGAAACUCGUGCUUAGCCUUUCCUUUGACGCCUGGGACCUGAAAUAUGACAAAAUAGCACAACCCGACGUAAAAUAGGCCAAAAGUACAUGACUAUGCCCCUCAAACGGAUAAGAACUAGGGGCGCAAAUAUGUGCAAUUACAUCGUUAUCAGGUUACAACCAGGUCCAGAGCACGAACCCAAACAACAUUGACCCUAUGCACCGCUGACUGGGGGCAUUUCCCCCCAAGACCCCACCAAGAUGUUUCCCCUGGACCCCAGUCGUUGAUCGUGCAUCGAGACGCCCGUGACAUCCACUACAACAAAUUCGGCCUAUUAGGACAAAAAAAAAAUUUGUCAUUUUUUGUUUGUCACAAUUGGUACGGUAAUAUGACAAAAAUAAUAUAUGUCCUUUCGUAUGCCUAAUGUGACAAAAAAAAAUUAUUGUCAGGAUAAGUCGUCAUUUAAAGUGAGUAGUGUGACAAAUAUUUCGUGUCAUAAUUAAUUUUGUCAAAAUAGGCAUCCCAUAUCGGGUUGUAAGAGACUCAACAGUGACAAAUUUCUUGUAGUCAGAAUAGUUCGUCAUUUUGAAGUGAGUAAUGUGACAAAUAUUUCGUGUCACAAUUAAGUUUGUCAAAAUAGGCAUCCCAUAUCGGGAUGUAAGAGACACAAAAGUGACAAAUUAUAUCGUUAGAAUAGCUUUUAUCAUAUUAUGUCUUCUUGAAUUGUUUAAAUGACAAAGUAUUUUUUCACAAUAGAUAACAAUGAUCACUACAAGAAAAUUGCCUAUUAACAACAAAUAUUAACGACUUAAGUGCUUUCCGUCGUUGGCAUCAGAUUAGUAACAACAAAAAUGAAAAUACCGUUGUAUUUGCAAAUUUCUAAUGGAAAUACAUUGAAAAUCCAUUAUUCAAAGGAAAAUUGGUUGUGGAGGGAAAGUGAAAAAAUGAAAAAUGACAAGGCGGGCGGAAGUUCCCCAAAAUUUCAUUUUUCCUUCCCGCAAAAGCAAAACCCAAAUAGCUAAACCUAGACAUCCAAAUUUUAUUCAGAACUGCCACCUCCCAUCCCCCUCCCUCCUCUCUAGAUCUAUCUCUCUGUCGACUGCUGACUGGAAGGCUGCCGCAGCAACCGCUUUUCCUACCCCUCCACAUACGCCAUCAUCGUCCUCCCUUGCUAAUCUAGCUUCAACAACUCUCUCCACUCUGCUCACCAUGUUUGUGCCUCGCCUCCUGAGGUUCCUUCAACUACCAGACCACAGCUUUCGCUGCCCUCCAAGUUUCCUCCGCCUGCUGCAUCUCAACCCUCACAUUUCUUCCUCAACCGACGGUGUGCCAUCUCCGAUCGCCCCCCAGGAUCUCCUCAAUCGACGGUGAGCAAGGACCCUGCUAAGAAGAUUGCCCUCAAAUUAUUUCAUCAGUCCUUAUCUACUUUGUUGCUCAACUAGUUUUUUUGUUUUAAACCCUAAAACGUAAUUUUUGGGUAGGAAAAAAGAGAACUCUGAUUUCUCCGCUCAUUUUCGAACUCCAAUUUCAACACUACUGUAGUUGUGGCUGCGAGAUUCAUUGGAUUCAAGGUCGGAUUCAUCGUUUUCUUCUUUCAAAUUGGCAUAGCUCCUCCUUUUCCUUCUCUAAGCAUGCUUACAUAUAAUCUUUUUGAAAUGCAGGUAGAAAGCACAAGGUUCACUCUCGGGUCGGUUGGAGUUCUGAUGAUGUGUGUGGAAGUUUGGGGAGUUUUUGGGUUCAGUAGUGUUGGUGGUAGUGCUCUGUACUGAUCAACCAACAUAAACAUGGGGCAGAAUCAGUCCAAGUACGAAUUGGUGUACCAGCAAGUGAGUUACGGUAAUGCGGAAGGCAUCAAAACCCUUUGCAGGGAAGGCACUAGCCUCGAGGUAACCAAGGGAUUUCCCAAUUGAUUCUCCUUUGUUCUCAUAUUCUUAUUCGAUUUUUCUGUUUGUGGUAUUCUGGUAAGUGGUAUUCUGGUUCCUGCAAUUGCCCAUUUUACUCUAUCUGCUUGUAAUGUCUUAGAUAUAUGAUAUUGAUAUGAUUCCCCUAAUUCAGGGAUGUGGUCUUUUCAGCUUGCAUUCUUGCUGUUUCUGCUAGUUUGAGAUGAUUGUUGGGCUUUCUUGUUGUCUUGUUGCUUGUAUAGGCCUCUUUAUUUUAACAUACAACUUGACAGAUAGCUUUGUUGAUAAAUAGAGAAAAGCAAAAUAAACAGAACUUCUGAAAUCUUGGUAAGCGUUGGUUCUCCUCUCUCACUACUGAGUUCUUAUAUUUGCAGGGGUUUAAUAUGAACAUGUUUCUUCUAUUGGCAAAGCUUGUUACUUGCUACUUUCUUUCUGCAGGUAUCAACAUAUAAUAGAUUAUAACUGUGAUCUCAUUGUAGCCCUAUAACACAUAAUAGUUAAUUUUGUACUUGGCAUUCAGAAUGUUUCUUUUAAUUUUAAAGGAGACGCAAACAUUAAAUUUAACUCAAACAUCCAAAUGAAAUGGACCAUGACAGGGACGGGGGACGAGAGAGAACACAACAUAACUCAUAUGUGGGUUGUUGUGUAGGUGAUGCCAAAACAAAGCAUAUGGAGGCUGAACUCAUUUGGAGGGACAAUAUGCUCAAUUCUAGGAGCUGCAACUCAACAAGGGCGCACAGUAGCAGAGAGCAGCGGAGGAACAACUACUAUUGGUGGAGUGGCCAAGCUGCUCCGGAAGAGGAGUUUUCUUCGCUCAUCUUAUUUUGACUUAAGGUUGAGUUCUACCGCAUAAUUUUGCAAGUCCCUCUGAACUAUUAAUUGUGAAUGUCUUUUCUAUCACUAAAUGGUUUAAUCAGCCACGUCCAUCUAAAAAGUUGCUUCUUAGUAGUUCUUUUAGAAGGUUCUUGAUAUAAAGUGUUAUGUGCUUGGGCAUCAAGUUAGAGUUCUGGCCUGUAUCAUCUGAAUUUAGCAUCAAUUAAUUUGCCUAUGUCUCUCCCAUGUGAGUCUCUUUUCUCUUUUUCACUGGUCCUUUGUUUGGUUACAAGAUCUGAGUUCAUCAUCCAACUCAGAGUUAUCCCUCUUUACCAUAGCUCAGCCAGCCAAAUCAGCAUCAAACGAGAGUAUGAGAGCAUGUAUUUUUUAGAAAGGUUGUGUCGUUGUUUUCCAUUUGGGAGUGAUAUGUUAUUUCUAGGUCAUAGUUGCUUUUGGAAAGUUUCGAUAUAGAUUUUAAUUUUUGGGAACUAUCUUAUGUAAUGAGUGUUGACAUUCAGUUGAAUCUCAUUUAUAUGGACAAAAUUAUGACAAAAUAUGUUGACAUGGCAUCUCCAUUUGUCACAUUAUAUACAUUUCUUGACAAACAUAGCUCUUGUCAUAUUAGAUAUGAGACAAAUAAGGCACCUUUCCUGACAAGGUAUGACAAAAUAUUGUCGUCACAAUAAACACUUGUGACAAAAUGUAGUCGUCACAAUAUACAAUUAUGACAAAAUAUAAUUGUGUAAUAUGAUGAACAAUUCUCUUAAAAUCACCAGAUUAUGACAACUGUAAUGACAAAAUAUGUUGUCAUAAUAUCUCUGUUUCACACAAUAGACUACCCAAAACCUCAGGUAUACUGAAAGCAAAUGUGACAACAUUGUUUAAAUUUUUUGUCACAUUUGACCUAUCCUGGCGCCGAUAAAAUGAAAAACCUUUAUGACAACAUAUUUUGUCAUAUUACACCUAAUAUGACAAAAUGGGUAUCUAAUAUGACAAAAAUGUCUCGUCAUAAUAGGCCGAAUUUGUUGUAGUGUUAAGUGCUUGGCGGCACGCCCUUUAAUUUUUUGGGGUUUUCUUUUAUUUUUCUUCCUAUGCAACUUCGUGUCCAUUUUUAUAUCCUUCCCUUUGCUGCAAUUUCUGGAGGUUGCAGGAGACCAAAUACGAAGUUGAAAGUUGAAACCCUACGACCAAAAACAAUCUCGCUCCUUCAAUUCUCUCCGCCAGUCCGCCCCUCAUCGGUCAUCUCCUGUAGCCGGUUCGACAGAUUGUCGAAGUCAUUCUCCUUGCAAUUAGCGAGCGCACUCCAGGUCGCCGACAUAGCAGCCUCCCUCUGCCUCCAUCUUCGGCUCGAGUUUUGUUCGUCGUCUGGGAGAAAUUGCGAACAUGAAAUUCAGGUCUCGCGCAACAUCCGGUUGCCGUCCCAAGUUGUUAUUCUAAUUGGGGUUUUGGGGUUUUGGGGUUUUGCGACAGAUCUCCUCUCCAGCAUAUCUGGGAUUUGGGGUUUUGUUUCGUGUUGUGGUUGUCGUUGUUAUUCUAAUUUCUGGGUUUCUGCAUUCCCCCUUCAUUUCCCAGUCUGAUUCAUGAAGAGAGACGGUUCAUCUUCUUCAUGUAAACAUUUGAUGUUGUCGAUUUCGCUUGGCAUGCUUCCCUGAAAUGAGUUUCUGAUUCAUCUUCAUUGUCGCUAUUACUUUGCUAGUUAAAGGUCUCUUGGCCUCCCCAAACAAGGAAAGUGCUUUAACUCUCCACUAUCUCCAAUUUCAAUCGAAGAACCCUAAAAUUGAAAUCGCCAGAAGGUCGCUUUACCUUGGUCGAUCCCUGCAUCUACUUUUCUAGCCACCUACUACUCACCAUCAGGCUUUCCUCAAAUGCGGUUCAUAGUCGGUCUCGUCGUCGGACCUCCCACUCAAUCCGCCGGUCCGACUCAAUUUCGUGAUGGUUCAAAAAUCACAGCUACGGACUUACGUCGAUCUUCACUCUUCCCUAGUCCUUUACGGCCUAAUCCUAAUCAAUUGAUUCAGGUAAU
Molecule: messenger RNA, 5587 nt
Organism: Linum trigynum
Lineage: Eukaryota; Viridiplantae; Streptophyta; Magnoliopsida; Malpighiales; Linaceae
Source: the annotation of a GenBank genome assembly